Lachancea meyersii CBS 8951 is the source of this 615-nucleotide messenger RNA. The record is from the annotation of a GenBank genome assembly. NCBI's taxonomy places the organism in Eukaryota, Fungi, Ascomycota, Saccharomycetes, Saccharomycetales, Saccharomycetaceae.
AUGUCCCUCCGUGGUCUCACUGUAACCACAAAAAAUGCGAUUGUCACCUCUGAAAGAGCUCUUUUGUUGAAACAUGCCAAGUAUAUUCCACCUCCGAACAUGAUUAACGAGUACCCUAAUGAAGAUGCCUUGAGAAUAUUUUAUCGUAGAUUUAUUAGGUUGAAGCCUUUAAUUUCACAACGCCAGACAGUUCGAACAACUUAUGUUCACUAUCUGCGCUACAAAUUCAAGUCGGAGGAUUAUGCGAAGAAAAUUAGUAUGAGCGCGGUGACACUCCCGCAGGUCACUCACAGUACCCUCGAAGAAGUGGAAAAUAGUCUUUUAUUCUGUCUGAAGGCAGUUUCCUAUGUGAAGAAACGGGUGCCAUCUGAAGAGAUAGUCUCGAAGGAUAUCAGAAUCGCGAAGAACAUUGUAAAGAAUAUUCUCACUGUUGAGUUUGAAAAAGCGGCGCUGAUUGCUAAAAAUCCGAGGCAAAAUCAUCCCAUACUCCGCAUAUCAUUUUCUUACCUGUCGCCAAAGGCCAGUAGUUCACCACUGUACUUGAGGUUCUCACCGUUUAAGGAAUUUGAUCAAUGUUUGAUACUGUUGAACGAGACGCUGAAAACUCGUCUGUAA